GUGUUCUUUUUAAUCUGUGUUUGCCAAAACAACACAUGUUUUUCAUGUUGUGAAGCAGAUUUUUUAAAAAAUUUGUGUUUUUUCCUCAUUCCAAAAUGCCGAAGACCAAGAAGAAGUUUAUAGACCGCAAGAAGGCUGUAACAUUUAACUUGGUACAUCGUUCCCAAAGAGACCCUCUAAUAGCUGAUGAGACAGCGCCACAGCGAGUUCUUGUGCCAGUUAACGCUGUAGUACCGCCAAAAAAAGAGAAAGAUCCUGAUUUAACCUUAGAACAGAGAAAGGAAGAGCAACGUAAAUAUGGCAUCUACUUUGAUGAUGAUUACAACUAUCUUCAGCAUCUUAAGGAUACAAAAGAAGUUACCAUGGUCUUGCAGCCAAAAAGUUCACAUAAAAAGAAAGAUAAGAAAGAAACGGAUACAGAAAACAAAGAGGAUACAAAAGAAAUAUCAGAAACAUUGAAACUGCCAAGUUCUGUAUUCGCCUCAGAAGUUGAAGAGGAUGUUGGAAUGUUGAAUAAAGCUGCUUCACAAGGUCUCUGCUUGGAUCUGGACCCUGAAGUUGUAGCAGCCUUGGAUGAUGACUUUGAUUUUGAAGACCCAGACAAUCAACUGGAAGAUAACUUUAUUGAAAUGGCUAUGGGAGAAGGUGAUGACGAUGAUGAUGAUUAUGAUGAAGAAGAUGAGAGCAUGUCUGGUGAUGAAGAUUCUGACAAAGCAUUUGCAAGUGACUUUGAUUCAGAUGAUGAUUCACAGGAUGAAGAAAGAGGGAGACCUAAAAUGCCGUCUUGGCUAGACCGUGACAAAGACGAUACUAAGUCUCGUUUCUCUCAGUAUUCUAUGUCUUCUAGUGUGAUACGACGUAAUGAAGGUCUUUCCUUGUUGGACAAUAGAUUUGAAAAGAUGUUUGCGGAAUACGACGAUACGGAACUGGGAGCAUUAGAUUUAGAAGAUAUAGAUGGCUUCAUGCCGCACUCACAUGACAUGCUGCUCAGAGCUGCUGAGGAGUUUGAGGAGUCGCAGAGGAGAUACAAGCUGGAUAAAGAGAAGGAAAUUGCAAGAUUGCAACGUCUACAAGAGAUAGAAGAAGAGUCAGAGGAGGAGAUGGUGACAGUGGAAGUGGAGCCUAAAGAGAGAUGGGACUGCGAGACCAUACUGUCCACUUGCUCCAACUUGUAUAAUCAUCCUAAACUGAUUGAGGAACCUAAGAAACCUAAAAAAAUUGCAAUCAACACGAAAACGGGCAUUCCAAAAGACACACUCGGUAAAGAUAACAAAUUGACUCGGAAGACAUUGGCCAAGUUCAACGCACAACAUGAACAUGGUGAUCAGAAUUCUGAUGAUGACGGGGACACACAAGCUGACACUGUUCUGUCUACACUUAGCGUAUUAUCUAUAAGACCUAAAGAUGAAUCGCCAGAAGAGAAGAAAGAAAGAAAACGUCUUCUAAAAGAAUACAGAAAAGAAAGGAGAAUAGAGAAGAAGGCGAACAAAGAAGCUUUCAAAGAAGAGAAGAAACGACAAGAGAAGAUUAUGUUGAACAAUAGAAAUAAUGUUCAAGGUAACAAAAUCUUUUAGAUUAGGUAUAAAUGUAUUUUAUUUGUAAAAUUAAUAU
This is a messenger RNA of Papilio machaon (common yellow swallowtail), 1611 nucleotides long. RefSeq names its product protein LTV1 homolog (gene LTV1). Gene Ontology annotation, cellular component: nucleus; preribosome, small subunit precursor; cytosol. The transcript has 11 exons. NCBI's taxonomy places the organism in Eukaryota, Metazoa, Arthropoda, Insecta, Lepidoptera, Papilionidae. Gene Ontology annotation, biological process: ribosomal small subunit biogenesis; ribosomal small subunit export from nucleus. The record is from RefSeq and is a predicted model, not a curated record. Bases 96 to 1574 code for a protein of 492 amino acids.